Messenger RNA from Seriola dumerili (greater amberjack), 4121 nucleotides. RefSeq names its product calmin (gene clmna). Gene Ontology annotation, biological process: nuclear migration. Bases 257 to 3769 code for a protein of 1170 amino acids. The record is from RefSeq and is a predicted model, not a curated record. The transcript is spliced from 13 exons. Gene Ontology annotation, molecular function: actin filament binding. Gene Ontology annotation, cellular component: cytoplasm; meiotic nuclear membrane microtubule tethering complex; nuclear outer membrane. NCBI's taxonomy places the organism in Eukaryota, Metazoa, Chordata, Actinopteri, Carangiformes, Carangidae.
UUUUGCCACAGACCUCCGCUGCUGCCGCUGCAUCGGGAAGAAACCCGCAGUAAACACCAGCGAUGUCCGGCCAGUAACUGAAACCCUCCCGUUCUCACCCCGAGUGUCCGGCUUGCAUGGCCCCCGGUCGGCCGCCCGGACAAUAGACAGCCCGCCUGCCCGCUGCAGCAGCAGCAGCAGCAGCAGCUUCCCCUGCAGCCGGGGAGGCUCUCCAGUGCUCCAGCCCAGGAUCCUGCAGCACGCUCCGCGGCUCCAGAUGGCCGGACACGAGUGGGAGGACUGGUUCGAGCGGGAGGAAUUUAUCGGACAGAUCAGCGACAUCAGAGUGCAGAACCUGCAAGUUGAAAGAGAGGUGGUUCAGAAGAGGACCUUCACCCGAUGGAUGAACCUACACCUAGAAAAGUGUGACCCACCCAUCGAGGUCCAGGACCUUUUCCGGGACAUCCAGGAUGGACGCAUCCUCAUGGCCCUGCUGGAGGAGCUCUCUGGCUGCAAGCUGCUUCAUGGAUUCAAGAAGUCCUCCCAUCGUAUUUUCAGACUCAACAACAUCGCCAAGGUCCUAUCCUUCCUGGAGGAGAGAAACGUGAAGCUGGUCAGUAUCGAUGCGGCUGAUGUUGCCGAUGGAAACUCCUCCAUCAUCCUGGGUCUCAUCUGGAACAUCAUUCUCUUCUUCCAGAUUAAGGAGCUGACCGGGAACAUCAGGAGCCAGUUCCCGUCCUGCUCCAGCCUGUCGUCCAUCCCCACCAGCUCCGACUCUGACGCGUCCCACUGCAGCACGCCGUCAGACGAGAGACAGUCGGCGUCCACAGCCAUGAGAGAACACGGCAAGGCCAUUAAGAAGCUGCUGCAGUGGGUACAGAAACGAACACGCAAGUAUGGUGUAGCAGUUCAGGACUUUGGGAAGAGCUGGACAAGUGGACUGGCCUUCCUGGCUGUCAUCAAGUCCAUUGACUCGAGCCUGGUAGACAUGAGGAAGGCCCUGCUGAGGAGUGCCAGGGAGAAUCUGGAGGAUGCCUUCAGGAUAGCCCACUACAGCCUUGGUAUCCCACGCCUCCUGGAGCCUGAGGAUGUGACUAUCAACCCACCAGAUGAACAAUCCAUCAUGACAUAUGUGUCACAGUUCUUGGAGCACUUCCCUGGUAUAGAGGAGCCGGAGGAGUCCUGCCAGCUGAUAGAACGAAGCAUCUCUAUGGGUCGACUCAACUUCCGUGAGAUUGACUCCGACCGCAUUAGGAAUGGCGCUCACGGAAGCAGAGUGAAGGAGCGGUCAUUCAUGUUCCAGGGGGACUCUACCAAACCCGCACCCAAAAUCUUAAUUUCCUCUGUGUCUGAGGACAGGAGUGCCACGUCACCCCCGUUUAGGCAGGCUGCAGCUCGCUCCUGGUCCAUUGAAGACUUUCUUGCAGAUUCCCCCCACAUGGGAGACACCUCCAGCAGUGUGGUUGAAGACUCCAAGGAACCUGUCAAUGAGGUCUUAACCAACUUAAUCUCUAACUCCCCACAACUGUCUCACACUCAUUCACCCACUGACUCUUCAGUGCCUGAGUGUGGAAACACUGAGUCAGUAAUUGGCGACUCAGCGAUCAGCUCACCGGACUCUUGGGUGGAAAGCGAAUUUGGGGUGAUGCCAGAGAAGUUUUCUGAGAGCCCAAGCGACAGUUCUUUGUGUGACAGUGGAACAGCCUGGGAUGUGUACCGUGCCACCCCAGUGGAGGUUACUACUCUUGAUGAAGGAUUUGUCCCAUCCAUUGAGGAUAGAGCAUCUGAUGAGCAGUCAAUUACUGAGUCAUAUAACGAUGAAGGGAUUUACUCACUGAACUCACUGGAGAGAACACAGGAACAAACCCAAGGGCAUUCUGAGAAAAAACAAGAGGAAAUACUCGAGGCAAACCUCAAAAGCAACAACCAGGACAUGACACUGGAUCAGAGCAAUGCUGAAAUCGCAAAAAAAGUAGACUCUAAACAGAUGGAUAAAAGUCUGCUUCAAAAAGAUCAAGUACCCAGAGAGCAAGAACCUUAUUUUGAUGCACAAGUCCUGCCCGACUCUGGUGCUAAUGAUCUCCUUGAAACUGAUGAAACUAACGAGUCCCUAAGCUCCAACACUAAACUACCACUCCCUGACCAUUUUGAAGAACCUGUGAAGCAAACUGGUGUUGAAGAGAGCACUUCUGACUGUGUAAAGGAAACUGUGGAUGCACAGGACCACAAAGGACAAAAUAACGGUCAAACAGAAAGUUUGAUUAAAAGAAAUAAUUCUGAGGAGGCUGAAGUGGAAACUCAGUGUCUGAAAACAGGUUCUUCUGUAGAGGAGAAAAGAGAGGACCCUAGAGAUGAAUCAUGGACUGUUAAGGAAAGGGAUGAAGGUGUGGUAGAUGAAACAAAUGAAGGAGUUCUAAGAGACUACCCAGAUCCUCAAGAAAGCAUUACGCAUCCAGCCAACCAACAGGGAGCACCAAGCAUUCCUCUGAUCUCCAUCUCCAGUGAGCCAGAAGAGCAGAACGAAGAGGGAGCAUGUGACCCAGAAAGACAAGCUCAUGCUGGGGAUGAAGAGGUAGACCAGCCAGAGGUAACUGGAUUUAAUGGAUCUGACACAAAUGUCAACAGCCCCCAAAAUCCAGAUGAACGGAGGUGUGACUCCAAUUUCAUUGAUGACAAAAGACCUGCUGAGAUUCCUUCCAUCUUGAUAUCAGAAGAUGAUAAUUCAAUAGCUUCAGAGCAAAUAACGGACUUAGAAAAUGGGCAUUUGGAUGACAUAGAUGAACACAAUGUCAGGAAGUCGUCAGAUAUAAAAACAUGUGAUCCAUGCACAGUAGAUAACAUGGAAAUGACUGAACAGCUGAACAACUCUCAGACAGAUAACAUUGAUGAGGACUUCAUUGUUCAGACUCCUACAGAUGAUAAAUUGCAACCUGUGAAUACUGAGCAGGACAAACUGGGCGACAGUGAGAAAACCAACACACAGCAGAGCACAUUGGAUCCAGUCAACUCAGAACUGAAUGGUAAGAUGGGGAUUUCAUGUCAUGAACUAGCUAAUGCGCCCAGAAACAUGGACUUCUUUUAUGCAGACUUUGAUCGACGUUCUCCCACAGAUGAUCUUGAUGGUGACCCUAUUGAACCCAUGGAUCUGUUCUACCCAGACAAAGAGGACCCCAUGUUAACAGAGCUACCUGAUACUGAAAUGCAGAGUUGGCCUUCUGUUUUGAGCGUAUCAGCUCUCCAGCCAGCGCCAGCUUCAGAGAGUCUACCAGAUGACCAACCACUCAACCUGCCGGGUGAAGACUUCAGGAAUGGAGUGCAUUUGAUACAAGAGGAUGACAAGGCGAUCACUAAGACCAACGAGGAGACUGGUAAAGCAUCUGAAUCCCAGGAGCAGAACUUGUUUCCCGGGGAGAAGACAGGAGGACUCUGGGGUGAUGAUGAUCCAGCAGAUGGCAGCAGUAUGAGUGAGGCUGAACAACAGGGCCCGGGCUCUGCCAGGGAAAACACAGAGCCUGUGAGGAGUGUCACCAAAAGUUCCAGCGGACCAGAUGAAAGUCACAUCCCUCCAGUUCUCCGUCACAGAAAGGGGGCUCAUCUCACUGAGGCUGUGGACAAACGGAGAGCUGAGACCGUGGCGACCAGGAAAGAUGACAAUGGUGACUUUUGGAGGAGUGAGAGCUGGGAGCUCUAUCUGCUGCUGCUGCUCUGGCUGCUGCUCUACUGUUUCUGGCUGCUGCCACAGAUGGACCUGAAGACACUGCCCAGCCUGCUGCUGAACCUCGACCACUGAACACACACUCUCACACACACACUCUCUCACACACACACACACACACACACACACACACUAAUACACACGUAAAAAUAAAAAAGAGAACACACCACACACAUAUAGCUCAACUGCCACUCAUCUCUGAUGUAUAUUUCAAAGUACUACAGCUUUUCAUGAGGUUUUGCUUUUUUUAGCUUUUGAUGUGGCUUGAAGUGUGUGAUCUGUGUGACGAGGAGCAGCAGAGGGAAAAGUCCUGAUGCCAUGAACGUGAAGUAAGAAUUUCAAGGGAAAAAUUCAAAUCUUACAGGUAAAAAUGUUACAAGAAUAAAGUCAUCAUUUUACAAAGUAAAAGUCUUGAUAGAAAAAGUAG